GAGUACAAUGGCUGCAAACGCUGUGACAGUAAUGUGAAAAAAAAAAUUGUAAUUUUCUUCGAAGAUAUGUACCGUGUGUGUAUUAUUACAUUUUUGAAAAAAGAUUUACGUGCAUUUGAAGAGGAAAAAAAAAAGUGAAGAAAGUAAUGUGUGCUUUAUGGACAGUUAUAAAAAAGUGUGUUUCUUUGACAGUGUAAACAAACAUAAGCUUUAUUUUCCUUUGGAAUUCUUUUCAACAAAUUCAUUAAUUACAUCUAAUUCUAUUUAAAUAUGACAUCUAAUCUGUCAGUAUUAGCUACUUAUGAUGAACUUGUUCGAUGUACAAACGUUCUUGUCAAUGGAUCAUGCGAAGGCGAAUUUUUACAAUUUGCCAUUAAUCAAGAAGAAUUAAGACAAAAAUGGCUUCAAUCUGUACAAGAAUGCCAGAGACUUCAUUCAGUUUUGGAUAAAGCUCAUCAUGAAACGGCAGAUCUUGACAGGAAGUUGAGUCAUGCAAGGAGAUUACUUGAUGAAGAGAAACGAAAACGAAGAGCAGCCGAGGAACAGCGAAAUUCUUUGGAACGACAAAUGGCAAUGGCACGAGAUUUUUUAUUUAACGACGGUGGACGUAAUUUAAAUGACGAAACAAGAGAAAAACUCCAGUUUUUAAAUAACACCACUUUGAAUGGACGUCACAGUACUAUCAAUUUUAAGGAUCAUUAUCCAACUGAUAAAUUAAAAACUAUAACGGAGCUGGACUCUACUGGCACAUUGUUGAGUGAUUUGAGUUGUUUUUCAAAAUCAGAAGAUGAUUUAGAUACAAGUAUCAUUAUACAGCAAAGUAAAAAGAAACGUGAAUGGAAGGAACAUCGACCAAGUGGUGAAUAUUCUGGUAAAAAAAGAAGAAGCACCAUUAAAACAACUGAUCUCAAUAGUUCUGAUCGAAUUAUUGCUACGACCACUGUCACAGUGCCUAAAGAUGGAAAUAUUACAGCAUCAUCAAUUAUUGAAACUGUACCCGCUGAUGAAAAUAAUGAUCCACAAACUCCCAUGCAAACAACACGUAAACGAAGAAAGAGCGAAGAGGCAAGAAGAUCAAAAAAUCCUCGUGCUGAUGUUAAUGACAUUCCAAUUAAGCCUACUGCACCGCAAGCUGAUGCUUUGACUUCAGAAUCAGAAUCGGAAACUGUAUUUAAACCGAGUCCGAAUAUUGGUGGAUAUACUUUGAAUACAAAAACUGCUCGAGGUCAUAAUUUUAGCGCAAAAACAGUGAUAAAACCAGAAGCUUGUAUGUCAUGCAGUAAAAGAAUACGUUUUGGAAAAGUCGCACUGAAAUGCAGAGAUUGUCGUGCAACAACUCACGUUGAAUGCAAGGAUUUAUUACCUCUUCCAUGCGUUCCAGCUGGAAAUACACCCACAUUACGUGGUGCAUCAGGCACAAUCGCUGAUUAUACUCCAAUGACUCCACCAAUGGUACCAUCGAUUCUCGUACAUUGCAUUAAUGAAGUUGAAUUACGAGGAAUGAAUGAACAAGGUUUAUACAGAGUUAAUGGAGGAGUAAAUGACGUUAAAAUAUUAAAAGAAAAAUUCCUUAAAGGAAAAGGAGCACCAAAUCUUUCUGAAGUUGACAUUGCCACCAUUUGUUCAACUCUCAAAGAUUUCCUCAGAACAUUACGAGAACCUUUAAUAACAGUUGGUUUAAGAGACGAUUUUGUACGAGCAACAACAAUUCCUGAUAAACAGGACGCGGAUGCGGCUCUUUAUCAAGCGAUAUCAGAACUUCCGCAACCUAAUCGAGAUUCUCUUGCCUUUUUAAUUUUACAUCUACAAAGAGUAUCAAGUAGCACCGAAUGCAAAAUGCCAAUAAGUAAUCUUGCAAAAAUAUUUGGACCGACUUUAAUUGGUUACAGUUGUAAUGAACAACCUGCAACUGCAAUGCUUAAUGAAACAAAGAUACAAGCCACUAUUGUCGAAGGUUUGUUAAAAAUUCCUUCGGAUUAUUGGGCUAAUUUUGUAAAUUCUGAUAGUUUGAGUAAAGUCGGAACUCCAAAAAUGGCAACAUUGAGACAUACACCAUCCACGGAAUCACUUUUGAAACGUACAGCAUCUCGUGGAUUUUUCCACACGCCAUUAGGAACCAGUCGAACAUUUCUCAGGAAAAAUAAGAAAUAUUUCGCCACACCGCCGUCAAAAACGAGCUCUAAAUAUCAAUAAGGUAAUUAAAUACUCAUAAGCGCAUUUAAUACGCAAAGCUUUAUUUUUCACUCGUACUUAAAUAAUGUCCUAACUUUACAAAAAUAGGAAACUAAUUUUCAAAGUAUUUCAAUAAAUAGUUUUUAAAAAUUUAA
This is a messenger RNA of Leptopilina boulardi, 2327 nucleotides long. Its product is annotated as rac GTPase-activating protein 1-like. Bases 271 to 2193 code for a protein of 640 amino acids. Gene Ontology annotation, biological process: signal transduction. The transcript has 10 exons. The record is from RefSeq and is a predicted model, not a curated record. NCBI's taxonomy places the organism in Eukaryota, Metazoa, Arthropoda, Insecta, Hymenoptera, Figitidae.